Molecule: messenger RNA, 1374 nt
Organism: Nematolebias whitei (Rio pearlfish)
Lineage: Eukaryota; Metazoa; Chordata; Actinopteri; Cyprinodontiformes; Rivulidae
Product: transcription factor HIVEP3
Exons: 2
Biological process (GO): regulation of transcription by RNA polymerase II
Cellular component (GO): nucleus
Molecular function (GO): DNA-binding transcription factor activity, RNA polymerase II-specific; RNA polymerase II cis-regulatory region sequence-specific DNA binding
Source: RefSeq, a predicted model, not a curated record
GAAGCGAGGAACAUGUUUUCGGCUCCGAGGAACAGGAGGAGCAUCAGUUCUCCGAUGUGGAAGAAUCUGACAAUGAGGAGGACGAGGAGGACGAGGAGACCACCUACCAUGAAGACCCACUGUCCUCUUGUUCAUCAGACAACCACCCAUCAACAGGGGGGCACUCGAGCUGCAGUCGGCGCUCCCAGCAGGGCACUCCUGAUCCGGAUCAUAGUCCGAGUCCCAUUCAGGAACUCUCCCUGCGUGGCAUCUGGCCCAGCAGGCGAGUGGUCUCGCCAGGCAGGAGGAGAGCACUGUUUUCCCGGCGGGGCUGGAAGGCCUGUCCAAGAGCUUUCUCCCCCAGCAGUGAGAGCUGCUCUCCCAGCCGCAGUCUCUCCCCUCGCCUGGAACUGUCCUCUCCAAUCCACAGCUUGUCCCCCAGGACUGAGCUGUCCUCGCCCAGCCUACACUUGUCACCGUCCCCUGAGAGAAGGCCAUCUCCCAUCAGACCCAUCUCUCCUCUUCGACCCACUUCACCCAGCUGCUACCAAGCAUCUCGAGAGCGGACCCCUCCACCACCACUGGGGGUGCAGCAUAAAACCCCUGGAUACUUGCCUUGGGAGAGUCCUGGUAAAAAAGGAGGUCCCAUCAAACUGGAGAAAAGUGGAGCAGCGGGAGAAGGGCCAUCAUCCUCAGAAACCAGUUUGUUCCCAUCUGCUUUCCGUCUUUCCACCAGCGAAAGUUAUCCCAUCGUACAAAGGUCAGACAACAUCUUCAGCCACCUCCCCCUGCACUCCCAACAAGCCAGGCUCCCCUACCUGAUGAUACCAAUCGGCGGUAUCCAAAUGGUACAGGCCAGACCCAGCUCCCACCCUACUACACCCUCAUCUCCAACAUCUCCCCCACUGGAGGGGCCAUCACUGGCCCGCUUUGAACAAUACUGGGGCGGGACCCCCAGAACUCAAAGGUUUAGGACUCCUGGAGAUAACUGGUCAGAGCACCAGGCAGCAGGAACCAGCCAGCCAGUGCAACACAGUCUUAGCACAGCACUUAUACGUUCCAAACCAGAAAUGGAGACCACAGACUUAAAGCAAUAUGGCAGCUCACAAAGCUCCGUCCACACCCACAAGUCUGCUGAUGAGACCACCGAACACGGUGCCAGAGACAGUAAAACACAAGCGCCCAGCUUCAGACUAGGAGCCGCCGUAGCCUCGCGUACUAUAGGACAGCCAACGGAGCAGGAGACUCUACCAUCCAGUAGUCAUCCGGUGGAGCAGGAAGUUAAAGGGGAAGCAGCAAGAACAGACCAGUGCACCUAACAGUGUUGACACCUUGAUGCAUCUUGCAUCCCGCUUUGGUUGCUACACUACUCUUGUUUUAUAUGGCUUUGUUUUU